ACUACCGUAAUUGGGGUGUCAGAGCGACGCGGAGGGAAAACGUGGGAACAACGCUCGUCAACGCUUGUGAAUUUGGUCUUAUCAAGAAAGUUUUCAGAUAUACUUCUUCAACAUGUCUGCCAUGGGAUUACCCCUCAACCCAAAGCCCUUCCUGAAUGGGCUAACGGGCAAACCUGUCAUGGUCAAACUCAAGUGGGGUAUGGAAUACAAAGGCUACCUCGUCUCUGUGGACGGCUACAUGAACCUGCAGCUUGCAAACACGGAGGAGUACAUUGAUAGCGUGUUUCAGGGAAAUCUUGGCGAAGUCCUCAUCAGAUGUAACAAUGUGAUGUACGUCAGAGGCGUUGAGGAGGAAGAGGAAGAUGGAGAGAUGAGGGAAUGAUAGGCAGUCUCCAUGGCAACAAGAGGAUACUAGGCACUCUCUGUCUUCAUCCCGCUGAGGGCCGCACAGCAUCCUGGACUCAGUGCUGCUUGUGUGACCUGAGCAAGCAUUCCCUGCCAACCAUUGAGACUGUAUCCUGUCCGUGUAGAUCCCUGUAUUAUGUACAUUCAUAUCACUGACUUCAACCUGAUGAUCCUUGAAAAAAAUGAUACCAAGGCUAAUGACAGGGAUUUAAGAUGGAGGUGCCUUCUGUAAAUAGUGUAAUGGAUCCUUUUCUUUAUACAUGUACAUGUUACUACAAGCACAUUUUGUGUAAGUUUAGUUUUGGGAACUGUUGGAAGAUUUGUUUCUUUCAUUUUUCUUCAUUUCAGACAAUGCAAAUGUAGAUGACCAGAUCCCACCCAUUUAUUAUGCACUUGUUGCGCACCCACACACUGUGAAGGAUGAACUUCAAUUUUUUUUAGUCAUAUGUUGUGGAGUGUUUGUGCUGGGAGGGUAAAAUGCACAUGCUUUUUGCCAGUUAAUGUCUUUGUGCUGGCCAGUCACAGUCAUAAGGUCAGCAACGCUGGGAAUUGCAUUGAUUUUCUAAAUUACAUUGAUUUUUCAAAAUUACAUUGAUAUUCAAAAUUACAUUGAUUUUCAUGCAUACCGAAAAAUACAAAAGAAAAUAGGUGAAUAAUUAUAUGAUAUUUUGAAAUGUCUCUUCAGCAAGUUUUUUAUAAAAAUAUCUUCUACAAGAGGAGUUUUUCACUUAGAGAAAGAAAGCCUUUGGUUGCAUUAGUACACUGUGGAUUAAAUUGUUUUGUUUUGCCCUUGGUAAUAAUAGAUAUCCUUGUUUUGAAAAACA
Molecule: messenger RNA, 1229 nt
Organism: Acanthaster planci (crown-of-thorns starfish)
Lineage: Eukaryota; Metazoa; Echinodermata; Asteroidea; Valvatida; Acanthasteridae
Gene: snrpf
Product: small nuclear ribonucleoprotein polypeptide F
Biological process (GO): mRNA splicing, via spliceosome; spliceosomal snRNP assembly
Cellular component (GO): pICln-Sm protein complex; catalytic step 2 spliceosome; U1 snRNP
Molecular function (GO): RNA binding
Source: RefSeq, a predicted model, not a curated record